Funneliformis mosseae is the source of this 579-nucleotide messenger RNA. NCBI's taxonomy places the organism in Eukaryota, Fungi, Glomeromycota, Glomeromycetes, Glomerales, Glomeraceae. The record is from the annotation of a GenBank genome assembly.
AUGAGUCCAGUUCCUAUCGAUAGCGAAUUUAGAUUGGACAACGACAAAGUUGAUCAUAAUAACGAAGAAUGUAUUGAUGAAAUGAAAUUGAAAGAAGAACCCCGGAAUUACUAUAGCUCUCUCAAGCAUCAGUUAACGUUCCGUGAAAUCAUCCCAGAAUACGUUCGAAGUCCGGUAGAAAGUAGUAUUGGUAUUAUUAGAUUUAGUAUAGAUCACGAAAAGCUAUCAGACCUUAUGCAAGAUGUAAUUACCCCUCAAGAACAUAAAUAUAAUGAUAAAGAUUAUUUGGUUAAGAAAGAAGUUGUGUCAUCAUCACAGAAACCAAAAGAUCUAAUAAGUUCACGUGCAAAGAAAUGGCAUGAACUUCCAGAUGAUAUGAAGGAAUCAACUCGUAAAACCGGAAAAGACGAAAGUGAACUUUUAACUGUUGAUAUUCCGAAAUUUUUUCUGAGGCCAGUUAUUCCAAUUGUGACGAUGACACAAACUCAAUAUAUUGAUUUUGCCCAACAUAAACAUCAAGCGGAAAUGAAAAUCACUUCAAAUGUUGGAAAGAUAGGUCAUCCGUCUGCUGUCACAUGA